Molecule: messenger RNA, 3507 nt
Organism: Exserohilum turcica Et28A
Lineage: Eukaryota; Fungi; Ascomycota; Dothideomycetes; Pleosporales; Pleosporaceae
Exons: 6
Coding region: 25-3471 (1148 amino acids)
Molecular function (GO): protein binding
Source: RefSeq, a predicted model, not a curated record
UGCCAAAGGCGUAUCUUUAGCACCAUGGUGAACGCCCCUGAGAACGAGAAAGCGAAGCGCUACAUACAGCAAUUGGACGAGGCCAGAUGCGCCGGGCGAUGGAGCGACGUCCCCGAGCUGUGCAGGAAGGUCGAGAAGCACGCGCCGCACCGCAAAUGCCUCACGCUUACAGCGCGCUCCGAGGCACAGAUAGCUGCCUACAGCUCCCAGCGCCCUUCGACGGCCUCUUCGACGGCCUCGACGGGCCUGUCCAACAUCGUCCCCGCCCUCCUCACCGCCAUCGACGACGAAGGAACCCACGAGCAGGAUGCGUUCCAGGCCACCGUCUGCCUUGGAUGGACGCAUUAUGUCCUCGACGAGCCCAGCCUGACAGUCGAACGGCUUCCCAAGGACUUUGGGGCAGUGGCGACGGAGCUGUCGGGCGAGGCAGGCACACUGCAUGGAUGGUCUAGGGUGUGCCUCGUCAAGGGGACGUUUCUUCGAGGUUCCGCACUCGAGAAGACUGGCGCAGUUGGCGAGGCAGUUACGGCCUACUCGUCCAUCAUGCCCUGGCUAUCCAGCACUUCGACACCAAACACCGAAUCAGCCCAGUUCCACAUGUGGGGCGAGCACUCCAUUGUCCGCCUCUGCCAGCUCUCCGACCAGUCUGCCGACACUGGUGAGAGCAUCAACGCCUUUGAUGCUCUACGCACGUACCGUUACUGGGCCAAGUUCUGGGAUGCCUCCAAGAACAGCGCUUCCGAGGCCGAUGACGCUGCACGACACCGCCGAUUGGCAUGGAAGGCAUACUACGACUCACUGUCGACAAUCCUGCGUCGCAAUCUGCCAUACGAGCCCGAUACUACGCCGGCACUUGCAGAGAAGCCUUCUCCCAACCCUCAAUCGGACAUGCGACUGAGGCAGCGGGCAGAACUGAAGCGAGUCGAGGCGGUGUACGAGAACUUGUUGAUCAAGGAGACAAAGUUUCCCAAGGCCAGCGAAACCAACCACGAAGUCGAAUCGUGGGUGGACUCGGUCAUGGACAAUUGGCGAUUGCUCUGUGGCCCAACGUGGACAGACGAGGAUCUUGGCGAAGGGGGCAAAGAAGGUGUUGCUCGGGGCGUGCUCGAUAUUCUCUAUCGUGCAGCUACCAAGACAUAUCACUCGACGCAAAUAUUGCGCAACCUGUUCGUCGUGCACGCGUCCCUGGCCGAGCCUGAGCUGGCGUACAAGGCCUACGACGCCUACGUAGAGAUCAUCACGCGAAACAAGGAUCGUGAAGAGAAGACUGGAGAAUUGGAAGCCGGCAUCGACGAUGAUAGUACGGUGCUGAGAACGUCCGCAGAAGCCAUCAGAAUGCUGUGCCGCUGGGGAGACAGGAAAGAAGCCGAGAAGGCCCUCGAGAUUAGCCACAGUAUGGAGCACUGGCUCGAGCAGGCAGAGCACCGGCGAACGACAUCUGACGUAGGCACUACCACUUCGGCUGUCGUUGCAGUCGAGCCUACAGCACUGGCAGCGGCCUAUUGUGCCAUUGGCGUCAGUCAAGCUCAUUGGGCGCGGCUGACGUACGAGGUCGAAACACGCUCCAACAUCCAAGCCAAAGCCAUCCAGUACCUUCGAAAGGCACUUGCACCAAGCCUGGGUGACGAAAACAACGUGGAAGCUCUUUAUGCGCUGGCUUUGACACUGGCCGAAACAAGGGAUAUUCCAGGUGCAAUCAAGGUCGCCAAGCGUGCGCUUUCCCCGGCAACAAAAGGCACAGCACUCAGCGCCGAUGGGGUUCUAUCUGAUGGGAUUGCCAGCGAAUUCGGCCGGGAGCGCAAAUUGAUACCAGUCUGGCACCUUUUGGCCUUGUUGUUGACAUCACGAUCUGAUUUCGCUGCUGCUGAGCGAGCUUGUGACGCCGCUUUUGAGCAAUUUGGGGAUCCUGCCGUCUUGUUUGGUGGUAGUGAUUCUGGCGCCUACCGUAGCCAGCAUUUGAAUGACGCUGCUGGCCACGGCAACCCGGACUCGGGUGUUGUGGACCGCAUGGAACGCUUCGAGAAGAACAACAUCCUGCAGAUUAAGAUCACGCAGUUAACCCUGCUCGAAAUCACCGACGGUGCUUCUGUUGCGGUAGAUGGAUGUGACGAACUGCUUGCUUUAUAUGGCCGACUCUUUGGUGACCCAGCAGCAGAGGUGAUCAAACCACCGACUCCUCCUGCAGCUCUAGCGCCCCCGAAGACUGCGAUGGCUACUGGGCGAGGAAGCAUCUUCCGUGGGCGAGGUUCGGUCAGGACCCAGCAGGAAAACAUUGCUCGCAAUGCAUCCGCUGUCAGCUCCAAAACGGCCACCACGCAAGCAGACCAGGGCCCAGCCAUCCAAGUCAACAACAACGAAAACGCGACUGAUGCAGGCUCUCAUCACCGACAUCAUUUGUUCCACCACAAGCAGGAUGAUGGCCAAGCUGGCGUUACGUCGAGCCCGAACAAACUACACAAGCCGCGUUCGACGAGUGUUGGUAGAGAAUCUAUCCCGGAAGUUCCGCCGCUGCCCGAAAGCGCAACGGAUGGCUCUUCGGUGCCGACUAGCACUAUGGAUUCCAAUGGCGAGAGAGCCCUGCGGCCUAUCCAACACAAUUUAGACCACUCAGCCCCCCCACUGGGGCAUGCAGAGCAUCCGCCUAGGCAAGACACGCGUCUCCCGUCGCGAGUUCGGCGCGCAGAUUAUGUGCCGCCCGAUCCUUAUUUCUCCAAGGUGCAAGAACGGCGACAAAAGGUUUCGCUACUCGUCAGCAUAUGGAUCUUCAUUGCUGGGCUAUACGGAAGAGCGCACAUGUAUCAGGAUGCGAAAGAGGCCGUGGCGGAAGCGUUCAAGUUGGUCGAGACGUUUGAAGCAGAGGUUUCUGCAGAGUCGACGACAGCCAAGGCACUUGCAGACAAAGGGUGGGGUGGUGGCAAGAGCGUGGAAGAACUGUGGGGUGAUGCAUACGCUGCGCGUGGAGAACUCCUGGUUGCACAAUCGCUUGCACACGAAGGCCGGGCAGAUUUUGAGCGAGCUCUUCAGCAUUUUCCCGAUCAUCCAGAGGGUAUCGUUGGCCUGGCAAACCUACUUUUAGACAUGUAUAACGAAACGCUGGCGCUGGAGCCUGCGGAUGGUGCCGACGCGCUGUCUCCAUGUCUCCCGUCGUCGGCCUCGUCUAUCCAAGCAAGCCCGUCGAUUUCGCAGUCACAAUACCUUAGUUCACACAGGCCUGGGGCCGGGAACCAGCUGUUGCCACCCCAGCUGACUCGGCUCGCGGCGCGCGAUCGGGCAUUUGGGCUACUGUCGAAUCUGACCAAGCUUGGUAGUGGUUGGGAUUACUCGGAGGCUUGGUACGCAUUGGCUAGAGCUUAUGAGGAGAGCGGACAAGUGGAGAAGACAAAGGAGGUGCUUUGGUGGUGUGUGGAGCUAGAGGACACGCAUCCUGUGCGCCAGUGGAAGACGGUAAGCAGUGGGGGGUUCGUGCUAUAAUGUUUAAACGGUAGCAGUGGUUGGCCUUGACAAGAC